This is a messenger RNA of Helianthus annuus (common sunflower), 4797 nucleotides long. RefSeq lists its product as uncharacterized. The record is from RefSeq and is a predicted model, not a curated record. The coding region runs from base 1 to 4797 and encodes 1598 amino acids. Gene Ontology annotation, molecular function: DNA helicase activity. Gene Ontology annotation, biological process: DNA repair; telomere maintenance. The transcript has 13 exons. NCBI's taxonomy places the organism in Eukaryota, Viridiplantae, Streptophyta, Magnoliopsida, Asterales, Asteraceae.
AUGUCAAAGAGAACCUUUAAUUUUCGUUCACCAACAUCAUCAUCUGGUAAAUCUAAACAGUUUGAUGUUAACAGUGUUUUGGAUAGAACUCCUCUGUCAAACAUUUCGAAUGUUAUUGAUACCGGUGAAAGGCGAAGAAUCAGAAAAAGAAUACUUGAGAGUAAGCGGUCGAAGAAUAAAACUUCUUCUUCCAAUGUUGGUGUGACGUUACGUGAUAAAGAAAACUCAUCUCACGUAUCUAAUGUUACAAAUCAGAUAGAUAUGACAAUCUCUUUUCAGAGAAGUGUAGAUGCUACGCUAUCUUCAUAUACUAAUAGUAAUUAUAUAGGUGAUUUUGACAGAAUUCCUCUUUCAGCCAUUUCUACAGUUAUUGAUACUGCAGAAAGACGAAGUAUCCGAAAAGCAAUAAUUGACAAAAAGAAGGGAAAGAAAAAAACUUCUACUACAAACGUUGAUGUCGGCAUACGUGGGAAAGAAAACGUAUCUCAAGUCUCUAAUGUUACACAUAAUAUAAAUACGACAAUCCCGUUACAUGGAAGUUUGAAUGGUAUGCCUGCGUUACUUGAUACAAACUUUUCCAGUAAUGAUAAUUUGCAAAACAACGAUCUUUCUGUAUGUACCCCUGGCGUAUAUUCGAUUAACUCAAAUAUCUUGACAUAUACCAAUUCGACUUCAGCAUCUAACCGAACAUCACUUAGUAAGUUGUCAGCCGGAAAGCGCAAACUGAAGCACAAGUCACGUGAUUUAUCCCCAGUAGUUAUGCAAAGUUUGGAAUCGGGUGAUCCUAGCAAUGCUGAAAUUUUUGUUCCAGAUCCUUAUAAAGGAAUUUCAAGUGAGUACAUAGAUCAUGGUGAUCAAGUUGUUAUAUGUGAUAUUUGUCAUGCCAGACUUCCGAAGCUGGAAAAGGUUGAUUCGAAAAUAAACAAGGGAAAUGCUCCAUUCAUAUACCGAAUUAGUGGUCAAAAUUUUCAUAGCUUAGGUAGUCUAAAACCAGCUAAUGGCAAGCAAGCUAAGUUUUCUCAACUAUACAUAUACGAUACUGAGAACGAGGUAUAUAACAGACAAAGUGUAUUGGGGCAACAGGUAACUUCACAUGAACAGGAGUUGGACGUCGAAAUAAUUGGAUACCUUAAAGAUUUUUUAGAUUCCCAUAAUGAGUUGGUUAAAUCUUACAGAAUGGUACGAAACCAUUUUCAACAAAAUCCGGGAGCAAACCUUAAGCUCCGACUUAUUUACAACAGAGACAAAGAUGGAAGAACUUAUAAUCUGCCAUCCUCGACUGAAGUAGCUGCUUUGAUUGUCGAUGAUUUAGAUGCUUCUGUUGAUCGUCGUGACAUUGUUGUUGAAACUCAAUCUGGUAUGCUUAAACGUAUUAGUGAGUUACAUCCAUCCUACCUUGCUCUUCAAUAUCCUAUUUUUUUCCCGUUUGGUGAUGAUGGAUAUAGAAUCGACAUUCCUCAUAGGGAUGGUGUAACAACCAAGAAAAAAAUACGACCAAAAUGCACAAUGCGGGAAUUCUUUGCAUAUCAAAUACAGGAUCGCAUUAGUGGUUAUUCUUUGGUUUUAAACGGAAGAAGACUGUUCCAACAGUUUUUGGUUGACGCUUACACUAUGGUUGAAAGCGAAAGGUUAAAUUUCAUACGUGGUAAGCAGAAGAAUCUACGAUCCGAGACAUUUGAAAAUUUACAAAAGUAUAAGCACACAGGUCAAGAAAAUUUAUCGAACACCGGUCAAAAGGUAAUUCUGCCUUCUUCCUUUACUGGAGGGGCUCGGUUCAUGCAACAAAACUACCUUGAUGCUAUGGCUUUAUGUAAAUGGUUUGGAUACCCAGAUUUUUUCAUAACCAUUACAUGCAAUCCUAAAUGGCCUGAAAUUUCAAGAUUUCUUAAAGAUACUUCAAUUAAACCAGAAGACAGACCAGAUAUACUAUGUCGAUUGUUCAAGAUGAAGUUGGAUUCAAUGAUUAAAGAUCUAAAGGAUAACAAAUUUUUUGGUGAAAUAAACGCAGUUGUUUAUACCGUUGAAUUUCAAAAACGUGGCCUACCUCAUGCACACAUUUGUUUAUUCAUGAAAGUCGAUCAUAAACUUCCCACCGUAGAUCACAUAGAUCCUUUUAUUUCAGCUGAAAUUCCAGACAAAUCCGAAGAUCCGCAGUUAUACUCACUUGUGUCUGAGUAUAUGAUUCACGGUCCUUGUGGGAAUGCUGACUUGAGCUGUCCUUGCAUGGUUGACAAAAGAUGUUCUAAACGAUUUCCUAAAAAGUUUUCUGCUCAAACUAUUAUUGACUCAAGUGGUUUUCCGGUUUAUCAAAGAAGAGAUUGUGGUCGUACUGUUAUAAAGAAAGCUGGCUCCAUAAAGUACCUUUUCAAGUACAUUAACAAAGGUCCUGACCGGGCUACCGCCGUUGUGUUUUGCGAAGCAGAAGGGUCUAGCAUUCAGAAACCAAAAGACGAAAUAAAAGAGUACUACGAUUGUAGAUACAUAUCUGCUUGUGAAGCUUCUUGGAGAAUUUUCUCAAAUGAAGUGCAUUAUAGAUAUCCUGCUGUAAUGAGGCUUCCUUUUCAUUUACCUGGUCAGCAUAAUGUUGUAUAUGGUGCAGAUGAUGAUAUUGAAGAUGUCUUGAGCAAACCAUCCGUUGCUUCUUCGAUGUUUUUGAAAUGGUUUGAAUUAAAUCAACGUGAUGACGAAGCAUGUAAAUUGACUUAUGUCGAGUUCCCACAAAAGUAUGUUUGGAAUGUAAAAGAUAGACGCUGGCAAAUACGAAAAAGGUAUCAAACUGUUGGUAGAAUUCAUUCCGUUUCAAUUGCUUCUGGUGAACCUUAUUAUUUAAGGAUUCUCCUAAACAAAGUCAGGGGUCCCAAAUCAUUUGAAGAUAUUCGAACAGUUAAUGGAGAGUUAUUCCCCACUUUUAAAGACGCAUGCUAUGCAAUGGGUCUUCUAGAUGAUGACAACGAAUAUGUUGAAGCAAUUAAAGAAGCAAGUUUUGAUGGUCAUUGUCGGUAUUUAAGAGCAUUAUUUGCCACAAUGCUGUUAACAAAUACUCUAACAAGACCUGAAUUUGUUUGGGAUAAAACGUGGCAUUUAUUAGGAGACGAUAUUUUGUACAGACGUCGGAAAGAGAAACGUAUCCCUGAUUUAACGCUUCCUGAAGAUCAACUGAAAAAUCAGAUUUUGUUUGAAAUUGAGAAUUAUUUAAUUUCCAAAGGUUCAUCUUUAAGUAAGUUUACUACAAUGUCUUAUCCUGAUCAUCACUCUUUACGUCAAAUUACCAACCGUCUAAUCAACGAUGAAUUAUCCCAAGACACAAAUGAGUUGCAAACUGAGUUUUGUCAAAUGAAAGAAUGUCUAACUGAAGAGCAGUCGAAGGUUCUUAAUGAAAUUAUGCAUGCAAUCGAUAGUCAAAAUGGAGGGUUGUUUUUUGUAUAUGGUUAUGGUGGAACUGGGAAGACUUUUUUGUGGAAGACAUUGGCUUCUGCAAUUAGAUCUAAAGGACAGAUUGUGUUGAAUGUUGCUUCGAGUGGUAUUGCUUCGUUAUUACUAUCUAAAGGAAGGACGGCACAUUCUAGGUUUAAAAUCCCCAUUAACUUGACAGAAGACUCCAUGUGCCACAUUAAGCCAAACGAUGAUGUUGCUGACCUACUAAAAGAGGCAAAGUUGAUUAUAUGGGACGAAGCCCCUAUGGUCCACAAGCAUGCUUUUGAGGCACUAGAUAGAACAAUGAAAGACGUUUUAUCGUCUUCUAUGGGUCACCAGUCUGAACUUCCAUUUGGGGGUAAAGUUAUUGUUUUUGGUGGGGACUUUAGACAAAUCCUCCCGGUCAUUCCUAAUGGUACUAGACAACAAAUUGUCAAUGCAUCUUUGAGUUCUUCAUAUAUAUGGUCAGAAUGCAAGGUUUUAAAAUUAACAAAAAACAUGAGGUUGACAGUUGGAGCUCAAACAUCUAACGUUGAGUCUAUUGAGAAAUUUGCAAGAUGGCUACUUGAUAUUGGUGAAGGAAACCUUGGUUCAGAAAAUGAUGGUGAAGCACUUAUAGAGAUACCGGAUGACUUAGCAAUCACCGAUUUGGACGAUCCAAUACAAAGUUUAAUCGACUUUGUUUAUCCUUCAAUUUUAGAAAAUUACAAAAAAUCUGGAUUCUUUUCUGAGAGAGCUAUUUUAGCACCAAAAAAUGAAGUUGUUCAUGAAAUUAAUGAUCGUUUACUUUCGUUAUUUCCGGGUGAAGAAAAAGAGUAUUUGAGCUCUGACAGUAUAUGUCAAACAGAGCAAGUACUUGAUUCUUUCCAACAAGAUUUGUAUUCGGCUGAUAAUUUGAAUGCUCUUAAAAUAGCCGGUUUACCUAAUCAUAAGUUGGUUCUUAAAGUGGGUGUUCCUGUAAUGCUUCUUCGAAACAUUGAUCAACAAAGUGGUCUAUGUAAUGGAACUAGACUUCAAAUAACCUUUCUCGGUAAACGAGUUAUUGAAGCUGAAGUAAUAUCAGGUGGGAAUAUUGGUACUAGAGUUUAUAUUCCAAGGAUUUCAAUGAUUCCUUCUGACAAGAAGAUACCGUUUCAGUUUCAAAGAAGGCAAUUUCCGUUGUCAGUAUGUUUUGCUAUGACAAUUAACAAAAGUCAAGGGCAGUCUUUAUUAAGAGUUGGGCUAUAUUUAAAGGAUCCAGUUUUUAGUCAUGGCCAGUUGUACGUUGCUUUAUCGAGAGUGAAGACGAGAGAAGGUGUCAAAAUUUUAGCGUACGAUGCUGAUGGUAAACCUUCGAAGCAGACAUCAAAUGUGGUUUACAAGGAGAUAUUUGGUAACUUGUGA